Molecule: messenger RNA, 1734 nt
Organism: Aspergillus aculeatinus CBS 121060
Lineage: Eukaryota; Fungi; Ascomycota; Eurotiomycetes; Eurotiales; Aspergillaceae
Exons: 2
Coding region: 1-1734 (577 amino acids)
Source: RefSeq, a predicted model, not a curated record
AUGCUACUGCAAUUGCUCCUAACCCCGCCGCCCAGUCGCCCUCAACUCGACUUCCUCACGCCCACCUCCACCAGCCUCCCUCUUCCCCCGUUGUCCAUCCACCUCCGCCGUCAUGUUGCCCGUCUCAUCUCCACCGAGAGCCGCAACUAUUACCGCCGACGCAUCUCAGGCAGCCUCAAGCUCGCUCUCUCAUUCACCGCCAUCCUCCUCCUUUUCAAUGUGGUCCAAAUCGGCGUUAACCAAGCCGAGCUCGAACACCAAUGGCCCACGCCCGACGAAUGGUCGUGGAAGAACCGCUGGCGACUGCGGUCGGCGCAAGCGCACCAAAACCCGGAGAAGAUCGGCAAGCUCAUGACCGACUGGGCCAUGGUCCGGAGUUUCCUGCGGGACCUGCUGGAACAGCUCGAGGAUCCGGAACUCGAAGGCAAGGGCAUCGUGGACCAAGCCGAGGGCGGGUUCCUGGUGGACGGGGUCGGGAAAACGGGCUACGACAUCACCGCCAAGAGCGAGCCGUGGCGCCGGGGCUACUACCAGGCGCUGAUGGGCGCCGCCAAAGCGGCCGAGUCCCUCGAAGGCUGGAUGACGGAUCGCAAGCAGCUGGUCUCCGCGCCGGCCGAGUACGUCGUCGGGCCCUCCAACGCGCGGCCGAAGCCCAUGCCCACGAAGCAGAAGAAGGUGCUCCACGAGGAGGACUGCGAGCCGGCCUCCCCGCCGCCGCAGUCCUUCUACGUGAAGAUCCUCACGACGCGCGGCUUCACUACGGGCCAGAAGGUCGAGGCGGCGCUCGCGUACGCGGACUGGCUCGCCUACAAGGGCCUGGCAGCCACCGCGGAGGAGGUAUACCAGUGGGCGAUGGACAUCGCGGUCUCCGGCACCACCACCGCCACCAGCGACCCGAUUGCGGUGGUGGACACAAAGACGGGCAUCCUCCGCAACGACGGCCAGCACUUCCCGUCCGAGAACAUUCUGCGCGUGUCGACGGCGCAGGCCGUCCACCAGGCCCGCCAGGGCAACCUCCCGACCGCGCUCUCGAUCUUCACCUCCGUGCUCAAAGCCCGCCGUUCCAUCCCCGCGGGCGUGGGCGAGCCCACCACCGCGUACACCCCGACCCUGCCGCGCUCGCCGGACCCCUUCCGCUCCUUCUUCAACAAGCUGCAGACCACCCUCCGCCCCGCCGCCUACCCGCCCCCGCCACCCACCGGCGACGCCCCGCCCGCCCGCACCCCGGCCACCGUCUGCGACCAGGCCGCCCUCAUGACCUACAUCGGCGAGAUCCUCUUCGCCUCAUCCUCCCAGGAAUCCGGCCUCGCCUGGACCCGCGAUGCCGUCGACAUGGCCGAGGCCACCAUGCUCGAGCUGAACUCCCCCGGCUCGGACCCCGAACCCGUCGCCAACGUCCGCUGCGCCGACUGCCUCCGCGUCGGUCUCGCCAACUGGAAGACCAUGGUCAACCAGCUCAUCGCCCGCGCCGAACAGGAGGAAGAUGAGGCCGUCGAGAAGGCCGCCCACCAACGCACUUCUUCUUCUUCGUCGUCGUGGUCGUCGUGGCUCCCCCGCGGCGGCAGCAGCAGCAGCAGCAGCAGCGAAAGUCUGGUGCAGCAGAAGAUCCUCGAGCGGAAGCGCUGGGAGGCCGAGGGCAUGAUCCUCGAUGAGCGUCGCGCCCGGCUCGACUGGUUGGUCGAGGACUAUUCGCCCUACGAGGGCUUGGCGCCGAAUGCGUCGCUCUUUACCUAG